UCAUUUCACGGAGGGAAUCUCUCACUUUUUACUGCGUAAAUCAACAAAAAAUGGCUCCAAAGAGAUCAGGAAAAAAAAGAAAGGUGAUCGGAACAGUGUUGAAGUCGACAAAGAAAGUCAUUAAAGAGACUGUGAAAGUUGCUGUUCUUGAAGGUGACACUCAAGAAUCAGAACAACAAGAUGAUCAAAAUGCUGAAACUGAAGAGAUUAUUGAUCAUCAAACGAAUAUUAAAAUAAUCCCUGUUCAAGAAAGUACUCAAGAACAAGUCACUGAAGAAGAAGAAGAAAUUCCUAUUCAAGAGCGUGCCGAUCAAGAACAAAAUGAAACAUCAAGAAAACAAGAACAAAAUCAGCAAAAACAAGAAGAGAAUUCAAAAAAGGAAGAUCAGUCCAAGAAAGAUGUUCAAGAACAAGAAAAGCAAGCGCCCAAAGAUCGGAAAAAGAAGAAAACCGGAGAAGGGAAGAUUGGAAAGAAAAGAAAAAGAAGAGUAGGUGAAGGUUACAAAAGAUAUGUGUACAUGGUACUAAAGCAAGUUCAUCCUGAUCUCGGGAUAUCAUCAAUGGCAAUGAGUAUAAUUAACACAUUUAUGAACGAUGUAUUCGAGAGAAUUGCCGAUGAAGCAGCUAAGCUUUCCGAUUAUAUUAAACGAACGACAUUGUCGUCUAGGGAAAUUCAAGAUGCAGUGAAGCUGGUUUUGCCUGGAGAACUUGGAAGACAUGCCAUUGCUGAAGGGGCUAAAGCUAUUAGUAAUUAUGUGUCUUAUGAGGCUAAAUCUUGAUUUGUUGGGUAGUUGAUUUAGUAGC
Messenger RNA from Mercurialis annua (annual mercury), 804 nucleotides. RefSeq lists its product as uncharacterized. Lineage: Eukaryota; Viridiplantae; Streptophyta; Magnoliopsida; Malpighiales; Euphorbiaceae. The record is from RefSeq and is a predicted model, not a curated record. The transcript has 2 exons. Gene Ontology annotation, cellular component: nucleosome. Bases 51 to 779 code for a protein of 242 amino acids. Gene Ontology annotation, molecular function: DNA binding; structural constituent of chromatin; protein heterodimerization activity. Gene Ontology annotation, biological process: nucleosome assembly.